Molecule: messenger RNA, 472 nt
Organism: Maylandia zebra (zebra mbuna)
Lineage: Eukaryota; Metazoa; Chordata; Actinopteri; Cichliformes; Cichlidae
Source: RefSeq, a predicted model, not a curated record
AAUUGGAAGACGGAUAAGGUGUAUUGCCUUUGGUGUGACCUCAGGCUUACCGGCCUCCCUGCACAGACGUACAUACACAUGCAGCGUGUUUGUUUCUUUGAAGCUCACCCUCCUCUUGUUGCAAACAGAUGACACUGGAGUGUCUGGGCGUGCAGUCAAAUCGCCGCACAUUGCCCUGUUAUGGAAAAGAUGAAGAGGAUUAAGAAGCGUCUGUCAUUAACACUCCGCCCCAGUCAGACCAUCGACGAGUCUCUGUCAGAACUGGCUGAGCAAAUGACCAUUGAAGAUGGUGGCACCAAGGACAACGAGCCCUUCAUGAGGAAUGGCCGCCCACCCACCUCCCACAGCAUGCACUCCUUUCUGCACCAGUACACCGGUUCCUUCAAGAAGCCGCCCCUGCGCCGGCCACACAGCGUCAUCGGGGGCACUCUGGGAUCUUUCAUGGUGAUGCCGCGCCAUGGCAGCCGCCUGG